ACGUACGAUAAAGGCGUGUCGAAAUCGUUAGGAAAGUCACUUCAUUCUUUCUGGCUGGAAUUAGUGUUCCGCGUUUGUAAAAUCAUUCAAAAGCUCUGUGGUAUUCAUAAGGAAUCGUGUUUCCUUAAGGAAAUUGCGGAGUACAGUUCCAAUACGUUUGUUGUGUGAAGUGAUCUUUGCUGUAUUGCACAGAGACUUUAGUUCAUUCUCCUUUCGUUCUUCUUCACACUGCCUUUGUGAAAUUGAUCAAGAUGGCGUCUGGAGUGAAAGUAGCAGAAGAAACCGUGGAGGCUUACAAAGCCAUGAAGCUGCAGAAAACAAACAACAGAUAUUUAAUUAUGUCUAUUGACUUGGCUGCUGGUCUCAUCAAAGUGGUUGCUUCAAAAGAAAAGAUGAAGGAUGUGGAUCAGGAAGCGGAAUAUAAUGAUUUCCUCGCCCAGCUACCCUCCGAUAGUGGCCGGUACUGCAUUGUCGACCUGACCAUUCCCCAAAAGAACGGAGCCAUGAAAGAUAUACUGUUCCUGAUUACGUGGUGUCCCAACGAAGCUACGACGAAGUCCAACAUCCUGUACACGACGUCCAAGCGGGAGCUGCUGAACAAGAUCCGUGAGGGCAUGAUCGACCUUCAGGCCAACGACCUCUCGGAUCUGCAGUAUUGUGAGCUUCUAGUCAGGGGUUGCAAGUAGACCUGCACCGCAAGACAGAGUGACCUGUGCAUGGACAAGACAAGGCUUGGCUGCGGGCUGGACUUGAGAACUUUAUUUUUCAAAAUGACUGAGAACGCUGAACAAGAAGGAAGUUAAAAAAGGGGAAAAGUGUGUUCAUUAACUCAACAACUGAGGAUGUUUGGAUCUCCAGGUUGAACGCGAGGCUUUUGAUUUAGAACUACCACAAAUUUUAUAUAAUGCAUCAUUUAGAACAGCUGAGACACUGUUUUGUUUGCCGUUUGGAAUUGACUGGAAGUUUGUUUGUCGUUUGUUGUUUUUCUUUUUAAUGCAUUGGAUGUUUUUUUCCUUUGGGGGGGGGGGGGUCAAGAUGCAGGAAAACAUUACUUUUGAUGAGUUUUGUGGGCACUUUAUUGAAGCGACAGUUUUUGUGCGUUUUACAGCAACACAUGUAAGGAAGAAGUCUUGGUCUCUGUGUGAGUAAAUGAGGUCAGAAGUCUGAAAGCCGACUCCUAGGGGAGGCUGGUCGAGGCAACAUUUGGCAAAACCAGCACCUUUUUUUAAAAUACGGACUACAUCUUUUAUACAAUUGUAAGCUAUCACAGAAUUAUGUCUCUCUGCUUUAUUUUCUGUUGAAAAUUUUAGUGGCCAUGUCAGAAUUGUGUCUAGCAAAUGUUUAUUUAUUUUGCACACGGUUUUCUAACUUUGUUUGAAAGUUUUACGAGUUAAUUCACACCAUAAAGACAUUUUUAAUGCAGUUUCUCUACGAGUCUGUUGUCAGUAGCCAGUUUGUCUACGAGUCUGUUGUCAGUAGCCAGUUUCUCUACGAGUCUGUUGUCAGUAGCCAAGAAUGAAAGGCCCCCUGUUCUGUUUCAUUUCCUUCAGCUGAUAGUUCUUGAUCUCCGUACUUCUUGGGAGGGAGAAAACUAAAAACCAAACAUUAACUAAGAAGAUAAUGUCAAAACCAUGUAAGUUACAUUGAUUAACAUUUCUACCUGCGAGCUCUCAUUCCUGAAUUUGUUACAGUGAACUUUGGGAGGUACAAAAGAAUCAAAAGAAAGUUACUUGAGGCUUUUCCGUACCGCACAGCGCGCGUGUGGUUGACAAAAGUUCUUUCUCUCUGUGCACAGCUCUGCUGGUGUUACUUAGUGCUCACUCAUGUAUAUUGUGACACUACCGUUUGUCGGCACGUCGAGAUCUCUAUUUUUGUGUGGAUCGGUACGUAAAAACACCUACUUGAAAAAAGAGAAAGAAAAGAAAGAUCUAUAUAUUUACUGAAUGGAGUAACAUUCACAUUUUUGGAAACCACUUUUUUUAUAAAACAAAUUUUGCACAGUUGUCAUUCAUAAUAAUUGUUUGUGUCUCAUUAUAGACAGGGGAAAAUGGUGCUUUAAUUUCAGUAACUUGUUUUAGCCUUUUAAACUUUUUAUCAUAUAAAGUGAAUUGUAGUCUUUGGAGUUGAUGAAGCCAAAGAAUUUACCAAGAGCGCUUUCAUUGGCUUCUUUUUUACCUGUCCUUCACAUGAAAUGUAGAGCUGUAGUAUUUUUAUACAUAUUAUAAUUCCUUUUGCCACUUUUAUAUUCAAGCCAGCGAGGGGCACGUGGAUUCUGCUUGUGUGGGUGAUGAGUGCUGUGUGUGUUUACUGGAUUAUUUUUUUUGCAUAAAUAAACCACAUACAGUGUGGUGUACUCCAAUCCUUUGGUCUCAGAUCUCCUCAUCCUUGAGCUGGGGCUCGUGAAGUUACACAAGAAAUUGCUCAAUGGGUACCCCGUCUGUUCUUGCCGCUUUUUUUUUUUUUUCCACCCUGCCCCCCUUCUUGCAUGCCUCUGUAUCUCCCCAUCCUCUUCACCUUUUUGGGGAGGAGGAGGAGGGGAGUGCUCAUCACACUUGUCCAUGAUCACAUGCGUCGGUUCAGCCUCUCUGAAGAAACAGUUCAAAUAGUCCCUGUGCCCCUUUCACUACAAAGUUAACACCACAAGCUGUAGAAACCCUCAUUAUAUAUAUCCUUUUGACAAGCCAUGUUAAGAAUAUAUUCAAGUCUUGAAAGUGGUGGGGUCAGAAUCCCGCCUCCUAAAUUAUAUUUUAAAUGUGUCGAUGGGGGAGUAAAAACGACUUUCUUUCUCUAGCAGAAUGUGGAUUGUGCUACAGAUGGCGCAUGUCGUGUAGACUUUAAACUUUUCCCCUUUUUUGGGGGGAUAUUCAUGGUAGUACAUUACAGCACAGGUUGAUGGAGUCAGUGGUUGGCUUCACACUGUCAUGCUGGUGACUAAAGGGUAUUUUUUUGUUCCACACACUUUUCUGUAUAAAUUUACAUUGGCGAUCUUGUCAUAAGCUUGCACCCAUUCUAAUAUUUUUAUACACCUAUCACGAAAUUUAAAAAACAAACAGAAACCAUUGCCAGCAUCAUCAGAAUUUUUAAAAGGCAAUUUUUUAACUUACUUUAAAAUGUGCUGGGUAUUACAUUGGGGUGAUUCUUCAGUUAAAUAAUUGUAUUCAUCCCCUUUGUUUCCCAUCCUUCGUGUAAAUAUGCGGGCUGAUCUGAGUCAUUACUUGUGCUCUUGUAAAUUUUUUCACAGUCUGUUCAUAUCCACGCGAGA
This is a messenger RNA of Aplysia californica (California sea hare), 3262 nucleotides long. Its product is annotated as cofilin. Gene Ontology annotation, cellular component: actin cytoskeleton; actin cortical patch; cytoplasm. Gene Ontology annotation, biological process: actin filament severing; cell motility; actin filament depolymerization. Gene Ontology annotation, molecular function: actin filament binding. Lineage: Eukaryota; Metazoa; Mollusca; Gastropoda; Aplysiida; Aplysiidae. The coding region runs from base 252 to 686 and encodes 144 amino acids. The transcript is spliced from 2 exons. The record is from RefSeq and is a predicted model, not a curated record.